UAAAAGGAAUAAGAAUAACGGAAGAAAAGAAAGAAAGAAAGCAAUACGGAAAAAAUGAAAUGAAAUUGAAUUAGUAUUGAGAAAAACGCAGCUUGGAGUUAAUCGAAUCAAUCAAAAUCGAAUCUGCAAUUGUUAAUGCGCCGCUGAGGAGCAGCUACCUGUGACGGUGACGGUGACGGUGAGAGGCGGAGGAGAUGAUAACACGAUCGAAUCUGGCAGAGCAAUUGAGAGAAUAUCAGAUUCGAUCGAAGCAUGAUUGGGCCUCUGUUUCCUUCUUCUCUUCCACUUCUAAUUUAACGUCUUCUAGGGUGGAUGUGGUGGUAUUUGUAAUAUGGGAACUCAUUAUUCUGGCGUUCCUGGUGUUUUCAGCCGUUUCAUUAUAUUUUAGGCAUAUACGACUAGCUUUUGUCUUAGUAUGCAUCACAAUGCUUUUGCUUUUAUGCAUGAAAAUCACUAAGCAAGUGAGAUUGGCUAGGAAAAAGAAACGAAGAAUGCUUCUUCCCUUAUCUAUGUGAAAGUACGCAAGUAAUAAAAGUCGUGUAGAUUGUGAGAGUUUUGGGAGUUGCACAGAGGCAUUUUUUACUGUAAAAUGUAAUCACGCUUAAGAUGAAGUUGAUCAAGAAAUGUACUUAUUUGUGGUGAUCUUUCGUGACAAUUGCUGAUUGAAGUGUAGGGAUCUAAAUUUUCAAAAGCAAAAUUUCAAAUCUUUUCUGUCAA
Messenger RNA from Mercurialis annua (annual mercury), 717 nucleotides. RefSeq lists its product as uncharacterized. The transcript has 2 exons. Bases 195 to 515 code for a protein of 106 amino acids. Lineage: Eukaryota; Viridiplantae; Streptophyta; Magnoliopsida; Malpighiales; Euphorbiaceae. The record is from RefSeq and is a predicted model, not a curated record.